AUGGACGACACUGACUUUGUCGCAGAAUCAGAAGAAGACGAGCAGGAGAUCUCGGACGUGCAAAUACAAACAGAAGACAGACAUGAUGCACACAAACAUGAAGAAGAUGCAUUCUCAGAGUCUACACAGAUACAUGAGCAAACUGAGACUUUUGAGAAGCGAUCGACAGUUGAAGAGCACAAGUACAUUGACGACGAAACAGUUGACGAGCAAGUUGAAGUGCAACUUACAGAUAAAGAGCAUAAGUCAGAUUAUGAGAAUAAGGAGAAUAUGCUGGACAUAGGGACACUAGUGGACGUGGACUCUCGUACAUGGCCUGGUAUCAAUAAAUUGGGUGGUGCAGGACGGAUAGUACGAGUCUAUACAGAAACGCUAACAGAUGACGACGCUGACACAUAUUUCUACGACGUUCGCUACGUUCUUGGCGGAUUUGAGCGGCAUAUCGAGAGCAAAUGGGUUCACUCUUCGGAGCUAUUGAAUAAACAGUCAAAUCGUGAAAAAGUCGGACGAGAUUAUUACCACGAUAAUUAUAUUAACAAACCACAUCGAGAGGCAGAGGAACGGCGUCAGCGCUUGAUGACUCGGACUCGGACUGGACUGAGUGACACACUAGUGUCUCACCAGAAUAAGAGAAAACGCUCGACUUGUGUGCAACAAGUGGCUGAUCAGUCACAACAGGAUCAGGAUGACGCUGAUGAGAAUCAACAACACAUGUCCAAGGUUGAUGAGGAGAUGUUUGUGCUGUCGGACGGAUCCAAUAGCUCACGUGAAGUACUAAGUCAACCUUUUGGUAAGAGUGUAAUGCCGAAGUCGUCAGGAAUAGUUGAUAUGGCAGAGAUCUUCUCAUUGAAGCAAUCUACACGACGGCGAAACCGCAUAUUGGACAGCAGUGAUGAAGAGAGCAGUGAUGAAGAUGACACAGGUGCCAACGAAAGCGCAAGUACUGACCGACCUGAACCCGUGCAACGUGCCGAUACGGGAGGAAACGAGUUACUUGUGGAAGGAGAGAGUGUGCAAGUCAGUCGCGAUAGAAAACCACGAAGGAAGAGACCGAAAGCAAAGCGACGGCGCUACGUCGGAGGGUAUGAGAAAGAUGGCGAAGAUGGUGAUGCCAUGUUCAUUCAGCCGGAAGGCGAUCCAGCUGAGCUUCCUGAAGAUGUCAUACGAGAAACAGGACUGAAGCUAGCGAGUACGAAGAAAGAGUUAAUGGAUCAGCUUGAAGACAUAUUUGCCCAGCAGCAGAAAAACAUGGCAAGCUUUCACGACGAGCAGAAUAGGGUUACUCAGCAGCUGAAGAAUCUGACAGAGAUGUCCUCAGCUGAUCUUCGUGAUCUGUAUAACAAGAUAUGCGAAUUGCGAACAUUUGUGACGAAAACGCUGGUUAACGCAGGUGAAGACGCGAUGAACAAGAUCAUCGAUACUCUUCAUGUGAAGCGUGGCAAACCGCCUAGUGCGCUCGAGCAUCUAGAGUGCAGUAUUGAUGUAUGGCAGAUUGACCUAAAUGAAUGCUCCUCAUGGAUAAAGAAUGUGGAGAGCGUCGUGGAAAGUGCGUUUGCAAGGCGUGGAGAAGAUAUACCGCAAGAGGAUGAAGCCCAGGCUGCGUAUUUAUCGGACAGUGGUGAGUCAAAUUACCAAACGGACGAGCAUGACGCAACAAGUCUCUCGUCUGAGAUAACGCACGUGGAUAGUUUGCACUCCGGCUAUGACGAGGUCGAUUUUACGUACGAUUAUGAACCAUCAGCAGAGGAGGACGAUGCUUCAAAGCAGCCGAGAGGUCAAUCAAAACGCGCCUCACAAGGAAAAUUGCGCGUACCGAAACCUCCGUCAGCUUAUUCCCGGAAGAAAAUGGUGCGAAAUACGAUCCUUGACGACUAUUUCCGGCGGCAAGGAUUUCAUUAUACGUUUACGUCAAACGUUCGACUCGUUGGAAGGCAAAAGAAAAUUGUUCCGUCUGAUCCUCGCUGGAAUUGGCUCAAAAUGGCUCGAAAAAAGAACUUGCAUCGUGUUGAGAGAGCAAUUUUGCCGUCGCCGAUUCGUAUUUCUGGUGGUCUUGAAAGCGUUUGCAAGACUUUAGAAAAGCGCUUAACAAAUGUGCUGAGCUGUAGUGGCAGCAAGUCUGUUCAAGGGCAACUAAUGCACUUUCGUGACAAGAGAUUUCGUGCGCAGCCAUCACAGCAUCGAUUGAGUGAGCCUUUUCUAUCUUCACAAAGCUUGGGUAACACUAGCAAAUACGUGUACCCAGCUGGUAUAUUUAUUGAAAGCAGUGCUCCAGCGAAGUCGUUGCGGAAAGCUGAACCAUCUGAUCCAACGAUCCAUUCAGGCAGUUUAACGCAACUACCGAUAGACUGGGAAACUGUGUUUGAGGUUGUGUUUGAUGAUCCUAUCACAUUGAGCUAUCGAGAAAAUGCUGCUACAAUACCACGUCAAGUACAAAUGACGCUACUAGCAUUUGGCUAUGAAAUUUGUGGUCCACUAACCCCGCAUCAUUUAUCUUUCGACGAAGAGUAUGCGUUUGAAGACUGCGACGGCAUUCAUGACAAUGUCAAAAGACGAGUAGCUCGCCUUCGCCAGCUUGUGAAUGAUCUUCGGUUGCAAGAAAACAGCUUUAUGAGUUCUAUAUCAAGAGUAGACCUGGACGCUGUGCAUGAAGCGAGAUGUGAAGACGCACCGGAAUGGAUUUCAUUGGUCUCGCUUGAAGAAGGAUAUCAUACCGCAAUCGCAAGUUUUGCUGUUCAAGUGGUGGAAGCUCUGGCCGCAGUUUCUCCAACAGCUAUGGCAAACCACAUCCAAGUAAUCUUGGAUGAAAUUGCAGCCUUUAUCCGACAGCUACCCGACUGCGAUUCAUUAUUCACCGGUUGCAAAGCGUAUUUCUUUUAUUUUGAGGUGGCAUACGUAGAUGCAUCGACGACACCAUUUUUGACAGCUGUCUCGCGCACAUAUUGGUAUUGUCUCAAACUACUUAUGGCUAUUCGAUCUCGAUGUGACCGCUUGCUUGGACCACACGCCACGAUUAAGAAAGAGAUUGAACGUAUAUUUCGGACAACGUUGCCGAUCAACCGAGUCACAUUGGCUGUGGUGCUGUUCUUGUUUGAUUUGUAUGUCUACCUCCCGUCGUCUCAUGUCUUGGAGAAGAGAGGGGAAUCAUUGAGUGGUCAGCUUCCAGCACUGUCUCUGUGGCUGCUGGUUCGUAAUUGCUAUACGAGUUCGAUUAGCCUGGAUCAGCCUUUGCAGGAAUCAUCCGCGUCGAAGGAGAGACAGUUUUGGGCUUUACUGCAAGCAGCAUACCGACAACACUAUUUCGAUGAAUUGGCCUGGUGUUUUGUUCGAAGUGAAUCGUGCCGAGGGUAUUUACGAGACUCUGCGCCAAAAGCUACCGACUACAGCACACCAACCGAAAACUGUAACGAGGUCUUCAAGAGUCAGCUGCUGGCGUUAGAGGCAACCUGGAACUUACUGGCUGUGCUAACACGUAUAUUUGCAGAUGAUGACGACAAUGAACAUCAAAAAGCCGUAUGUGACGCAAAGUGGGCUGUUGUUAAGGAUCUGCUUCACUCAGACAACCUAGAUUUUCUUCCGUUUAAACUAUCUGAUAGACCACGAACCAAUUUGCAGUCAGGUUAUCGUCAGCGUGCUGAUGUUUACAAGCAGCACGUAUUACAGCGCAUCACUCUAUUUUCAAAGCUGUGGUUUCCUUGCGAAGAGGUAAUCGAGAUUAUUUUGCGCCAGUUGUGGGACAACGAUGUAUUACAUCACUCAGAUAACAUUGUUGAGCUGCCCCAGCUUCUAAAGCAAUAUGUCAUGCAAUGCAAAGAGCUUGGAAACUCCAGAUCAAGCUUAGCUACUUUUGCUGGAGGGUCCAGUCACGAUUACCCAGACUCGACCACAAUGCUGUGCAAGAUUAUCUGGAUUCAAGUUUUGAAGCUUGAAAAGCGUGUACAUCGUAGCCGCUUCCAGCGUUCAGUUCUCAGCGCGAUCCCAGACCUUUCGGACAACCGCGACAAUUCUACAUGUAGUGUAGUAGCACGAUCUGUAUCAGCUCAAUCAACAAAAGCAGGAAUGGAUUGGAAUUGGGCCCCACAACAGCGCACAUCGGCUAGGAUGCAGUCGACCGAUCAAUUGAUGACAGUGUCGGAACGAGUUCCUACGAGUUCUGGUGUCGAAAAGGAUCGGAUGAGCACAGUAGUGCUGCUUACAUUUGCAAUUGUUGGAAUCUGUCUAGAGUGUGGCGAUGAGCCGCAAUUUCCGAUUCAGCGAUCCGACAAGUUCAUCCGAUACAUGGAGCGGGAGGUGGAUUUUUAUUGCAAGGAAAUUCUCCGUCGGACAUUAGGAAAGCCUGAAUGUGAAGUGCUUGCGAGUCAAGCGCUCUAUGCACUAGGUGCUUUGCUGUUAGAAAAAAGCUCUACAGAAUUCCCUGCAGUAUUCUGGGCUCUUAAUAAUAGGCUAGAGUCUUCUAUGAAGAGGUUACAGGCUGCUUCUUCUUCUGUCUCUCCGAAGCAAUCAGCAGCCACCAAAAUGAACGUCAUUAAAGCACGUGACAUGGAUAGACGUCGCCGGCGAUAUCAGAGUGCUGCCAUGUCGUCACUGUACCAAAUGCGUGAUCUGGUCAAGAAAAUGCUGGAUAUACCUUCAUCCGGUGUGAGAAUCGGACCCACCUACGGACCUGCUGUUGAGAAGUGUCUGGAGCAUCUUUUCAGCUCUGGCAUGGAGGCAUGCUUGAACGGUGUUAUUCAAAAGCUGGUUGCAGUUAAUGAUUUGAAGGUUGCUAUGCAGAUAUUUUAUCUUGUCCUUCCACCUUUACCGGAUGAGCCGAAGCAGUGCGUUGCACGUGAGUUUGAUGACUUUAAUGACGAAGCGCUGGCGACCUUCGACCUGGAAGGUGUGAUUGCGGGCCACGAGUCUGCACCUGUUCCAGCAUGGACAGUGGGGGAGUGCAAAGCCAAGGUGGUUCAGCUAAUCACACGCAAUCUGCGAGUGGUAUUACAGCAGCUUGUACUCAACUACCCACCACGUGACGGUCCAGCUUUUGACGAACUCUAUGCAAUUGAUUUGCUGGGUAGGAUCAUUUCUACAAACGGGGUACAGUUUUUCUGGAGCAAUGUGACAUCCACGUCAGUAAAACCCAAGAAUCUUGGAUCACGUGUGCUGAGUGCUGCUUUAAAGUACAAUGCCGAUAAGGAAUGGCUUGGUAGUGUCUUUUUAAGAGAAAGUGGAGCCGAUCGAGAACUUGCCACUGCGUGGUUACUGGGAACAUUGGAUGUUUCCUCGCUAAAUCCUGCACCGAUUACAUUUGAGGUGGGUGAUGUACCUUUUUCUGUUAUCACUUCAAGGUCGUCUCAUACAACAGCGGCAGCUGUUGCCAGCAUUAGAUUUUCCGACUCCUGGGUCAUGCUUACAGAUGGAAUAAUUUAUCAAAUGCUUUGCAAAGAGGCAGCUGAGUUUCAUUCGAUGGAUCCGCACAUAUGGCAGGUAUUGCGUGGUGUAGCAUCUACGUGCAAGUUUCCAGCAGAAGUCUCUGCGAACGAAAGUGGAAUUUACGAUGUUACGAAGUUAUAUGAUUUACAUCUAGACGUAUUUCAGUCAUUCUGUAGAAGUGCUGGUACUAUAUGGUGUUUGUACAAUGCUUCGCCUGCAAGACACAGAGACGAGAUGAAUCAGUUUCGUACAAAAAUGGUGAACUGUCAAUUUGGCAUUUUUACAUCGUUUCUUGAGGCGUUCAAAAUAAAUUUUAGGCGAGCCUGCGGGGAGAUUGACCAGAUGAAUCACAACUGGCAUUCAUUUGCCGAGUUGUUUCUUCGCCAAGCUAACGUAGACGUCGACAUCACCAAUGGACGGUCGUACCACGAAAUGGACAAUACGGUUAGGUCUUUUGACGAAAGGCUUACGGGGUUGACAACAAUGUUUCGGUUCAUGUAUCAAUGCAUGGAUGCAUUUCUGUUCUACUGUGGCGAUAUGGCGAUCGGAGAGACUAAUCUGUUUUUCAACGCAAUGGAGAUACUGUUCCGUCAAGUAAACAGCGCCGAGUAUCCACAGGCGCUAAAGCGUCUAGAGGAUCAACGAUUAGUGAGCCACCGAAAAGGGAUGCGCAAUGUAAAUGACGAUCUACGUCAAGAGUUUUGCCCUGGUGCUGUAAGGUUUGUCGACAGUGUUCAGCUGUUUUUCGCGCAGCAGAAGUACCCAAGCUUGCUGCAUUGGUUUGCACGGACGUCAGAGAUCUACCAAACAUUCAAGAAUGGAUGGCAGCGCUCUCCUCUCAGAACGCUAUUGGUGAACAUCUUGGAUCCGGACGGGCCUCUCGGAAUUCAUAGCUACUGUGGGAUUUCUGGUGACUCCACCGAUGUGAGGAUAGUUCGCCGUGAAGCAUUUUACUUGUCGUGUGGUCUUUUCGAUUGUAGAUGCACACGAUCACCCUUCGAGCAUACUGAUGCAGAAGUCUCACCCUCGUCGUGGACCCGCCUCCAGCAUCUUCGAUAUUUUGUGCUGAAUGAUUUCAUGAAGGAGACAUUUGUCUUUGCGCGACAACAAGAUGUGACAUCCUUGUUGGAAACGAUGGUGCCUCUAUGCCAGUUUGUACGGAGUGUUCUUCACCACGCCAAUUUGAACGUUAAUGUCCAUCGCGCCAACCAAGUUCUUGAAUGUACAUCAUCAGAUCAAGGUUUUCAGCUGAGUGAGCUUCAGCCAUGCUUAGAAUGGAUGGUCGCAUGCCUAAUCAAGCUAGUGCCUGGUGAAGAAGCAGUCAACAACGCUAUCAGUUGCGUGUUAGUGAUCGAAUUGUGUGGUAUCGUGUGUGAAGCAAUUGCAUUUAAUGAGCACCAACCGAUGCUAGAGCUGAUUAAUUUAGCUGCGCUCGUCUUGUCGUAUCUCCAGACAAUUCGCAUAGCGCUCUUGAAGAGGACAAAAGCAGCUACCACUGAUACUCUAUUUACCGUCAAUGUCGGGCUAUCACCGUCCAUCGAGCUAAGAUCCUAUCGUUUCUUCUCUUCGGCGUUCCAUGAUAUUGUGGUAGAAGAACAAUUUGGUCAAGUACCGUUAGGUCGGCAAGAAGAUUUGUAUGGGAUAAGUAUUACGUGGGCGGUUACGAAUCUCCUUGCUGCUAUCGAGCGUGUGACUCAGCAAUGUCAAUUGUCAUCAGACGAGCGGCUUCGAAGCUAUAUAUCGUUAUAA
Peronospora belbahrii is the source of this 7161-nucleotide messenger RNA. NCBI's taxonomy places the organism in Eukaryota, Oomycota, Peronosporomycetes, Peronosporales, Peronosporaceae. The record is from the annotation of a GenBank genome assembly.